This is a messenger RNA of Schistocerca americana (American grasshopper), 1233 nucleotides long. RefSeq names its product lipase 3-like. Gene Ontology annotation, biological process: lipid metabolic process. The coding region runs from base 1 to 1233 and encodes 410 amino acids. Gene Ontology annotation, molecular function: hydrolase activity, acting on ester bonds. NCBI's taxonomy places the organism in Eukaryota, Metazoa, Arthropoda, Insecta, Orthoptera, Acrididae. The transcript has 8 exons. The record is from RefSeq and is a predicted model, not a curated record.
AUGCGUGCCGGAGCGUACCUGCUUCUCGUCCUAUGCUCCGCCGCCUGCAUCCGGGCGGCAGACUGGCCUCUGGAAAGAGGUGGAGGUCAGAAUGAUGACGUCGACCUGGACACGCCAGAGUUGCUUGAGAAGUACGGCUACCCGUGUCAAGAACACAUCGUGGAGACUGAAGACGGCUACAUUCUGCGGAUGUUCAGGAUCCCCUACGGCAAGGCCUCACCUCUCGUCCCAGGGGAACGUAAGCCCGCUGUGCUGGUGCAGCACGGCCUCAUGAACAGUGCCGAUGACUGGGUCAUCAUGGGGCCCAACGCCUCUCUGGCAUACAUUCUGGCUGACAAAGGGUACGACGUGUGGCUCGGCAACAUCCGUGGUAACUGGUACUCACAGAGGCAUCGUACCCUUUCUCCAGAAGAGGACAAAUAUUGGCGUUUCAGCUGGCACGAACAUGGCAUUUAUGAUAUGCCAGCACAAAUAGAUUAUGUCUUAAACGCGACUGGCCACAAGCAGAUCUACUACAUAGGACAUUCCAUGGGGACGACAAUGUUCUACGUCGGAAUGUCAAUGAAGCCUGAGUACAACGAAAAGAUUCGUGCCAUGUUCAGCUUGGCGCCAAUUGCUUACAUGAACCAUAUGAUCAGUCCACUGUUCCAACUUUUGGCAAAAUUUACAACAUCCGCUCAGGUGCUGCUGUAUCUAAUUGGAGCUAGCAAAUUUACUCCCAGCCAGGAAUUGAUAAGGCUAAUACAACCAAAGAUCUGCAAUGACAAAUCCGUUACUGAACCAAUAUGUACCAAUGUCGUAUUUAUGAUCUGUGGUUUUGAUAAGGAACAGGUCGUGGAGGAAAAGCUAGCAGCAAUUUCCGCACAUAUCCCUGCUGGAUCCUCCACCAGACAGUUCGUACAUUACGCGCAAGGCAUAGACAAAGGCCAUUUCAGGCAGUUCGACCAUGGUAUUGUGGAAAACAUAAAACGUUACAAGCAGCCUACACCGCCUGAUUACAAGCUUAUCAACGUCAAGGCUCCGGUUUAUCUGUUCUACAGUCUAAACGACUGGCUGGCAGGACCUCAGGACAUUGAUCGUUUGUACACUCAGCUAGGAAAUGCAAAGAGGAAGUUUAAGGUUGCGUACGAGAAAUUUAACCAUCUCGAUUUCACAUACGGAAAAGAUGCAUAUGAUUUAGUGUACAAACAGGUGUUGGACUUGAUGCACAAGUAUGAACAAGGAGACUUGUAA